Rotaria sp. Silwood2 is the source of this 258-nucleotide messenger RNA. NCBI's taxonomy places the organism in Eukaryota, Metazoa, Rotifera, Eurotatoria, Philodinida, Philodinidae. The record is from the annotation of a GenBank genome assembly.
AUGAAUAUUGCUAGUGGUAUACCGAAAUUUUUCCCAUUGGCAAUGAUUCAACAAGAAGGUAAUCCAUAUGUAAGAGAUGAUACAAUGUUUAUUAAAGUAAUGGUUGAUUUUGGUGAUAUGCCUAAAACAUUGUUACCAUAUGCAUUAAGUCUUAAUCCAGGAUUACCAAUGCAUAUUCAACAAUUAUUAAUUAAACAAGAAACAGAACGAAGAGCACAACAACAAUCUCAACCAACACCCACACCACUUGCAAAUUGA